This is a messenger RNA of Coregonus sp. 'balchen', 5093 nucleotides long. The record is from the annotation of a GenBank genome assembly. Lineage: Eukaryota; Metazoa; Chordata; Actinopteri; Salmoniformes; Salmonidae.
AUGACACCCUAUAUGUUACAAAGGUAUGUUACAGCAUUGACACCUUAUCUGUUCCACAGGUCUGUCACUGCAAUGACACCCUAUCUGUUACAUAGGCCUGUUACAGCAAUGACACCCAAUCUGUUACAUAGGUAUGUUACAGCAAUGACACCCUAUCUGUUACAAAGGAAUGUUACAGCAAUGACACCCUAUCUGUUACAUAGACCUGUUAGAGCAAUGGCACCCAAUCUGUUACAUAGGUCUGUUACAGAAAUGACACCCUAUCUGUUACAAAGUUAUGUUACACCAAUUAAACCCUAUCUGUUACAAAGGUAUGUUACACCAAUGACACCCUAUCUGUUACAAUGGUAUGUUACAGCAAUGACACCGUAUCUGUUACAACAAUGACACCUUAUCUGUUACAUUGGCAUGUUACAGCAAUGACACCCUAUCUGUUACACAGGUCUGUUACAGCAAUGACACCCUAUCUGUUACAUAAGCCUAUUAAAGCAAUGACACCCUAUCUGUUACAUGGGCAUGUUACAGCAAUGACACCCUAUCUGUUCCACAGGUCUGUCACAUUAUGACACCAUAUCUGUUACAAAGGUCUGUUACAGUAAUGACACCCUAUCUGUUCCACAGGUCAGUCACAGCAAUGACACCCUAUCCGUUACACAGGUCUGUUACAGAAAUGACACCCUAUCUGUUACAAAGUUAUGUUACACCAAUUAAACCCUAUCUGUUACAAAGGUAUGUUACACCAAUUACACCCUAUCUGUUACAAAGGUAUGUUACACCAAUGACACCCUAUCUGUUACAAAGGUAUGUUACAGCAAUGACACCCUAUCUUUUACAAAGGUAUGUUACAGCAAUGACACCCUAUCUGUUACAAAUGUAUGUUAGAGCAAUGACACCCUAUCUUUUACAUAGGUCUGUUACAGAAAUGAAACUCUAUCUGUUCCACAGGUCUGUCACUGCAAUGACACCCUAUCUGUUACAUAGGACUGUUACAGCAAUAACACCCUAUCUGUUACACAGGCCUGUUACAACAAUGACAACCUAUCUGUUACAUAGGUGUGUUACAGCAAUGACACCCUAUCUUUUACAAAGGUAUGUUACAGCAAUGACACCCUUUCUGUUUCAUAGACCUGUUACAGCAAUGACACCCUAUCUGUUACAUAUGUCUGUUACAGCAAUGACACCCUAUCUGUUACAAAGGUAUGUUACACCAAUUACACCCUAUCUGUUACAAAGGCAUGUUACAGAAAUGACACUCUAUCUGUUACAAAGGUAUGUUACAGAAAUGACACCCUAUCUGUUACAAAGGUAUUUUACAUAAAUUACACCCUAUCUGUUACAAAGGUAUUUUACAGAAAUGACACCCUAUCUGUUACAAAGGUAUGUUACAGCAAUGACACCCUAUCUGUUACACAGGCCUGUUGCAACAAUGACAACCUAUAUGUUACAUAGGUAUGUUACAGCAAUGACACCCUAUCUGUUACAAAGGUAUGUUACAUAAAUGACACCCUAUCUGUUACAAAGGUAUGUUACAGCAUUGACACCUUAUCUGUUCCACAGGUCUGUCACUGCAAUGACACCCUAUCUGUUACAUAGGCCUGUUACAGCAAUGACACCCUAUCUGUUACACAGGCCUGUUACAACAAUGACACCCUAUCUGUUAUACAGGCCUUUACAACAAUGACAACCUAUCUGUUACAUAGGUGUGUUACAGCAAUGACACCCAAUCUGUUACAUAGGUAUGUUACAGCAAUGACACCCUAUCUGUUACAAAUGAAUGUUACAGCAAUGACACCCUAUCUGUUACAUAGACCUGUUAGAGCAAUGGCACAAAAUAUGUUACAUACAGUGAGGGAAAAAAGUAUUUGAUACCCUGUUGAUUUUGUACGUUUGCCCACUGACAAAGAAAUUAUCUGUCUAUCAUUUUAAUGGUAUGUUAAUUUGAACGUCCAGAAAAACGCAUGUAAAAAAUGUUAUAAAUUGAUUUGCAUUUUAAUGAGGGAAAUAAGUAUUUGACCCCCUCUCAAUCAGAAAGAUUUCUGGCUCCCAGGUAUCUUUUAUACAGGUAAUGAGCUGAAAUUAGGAGCACACUCUUAAAGGGAGUGCUCCUAAUCUCAGCUUGUUACCUGUAUAAAAGACACCUGUCCACAGAAGCAAUCAAUCAAUCAGAUUCCAAACUCUCCACCAUGGCCAAGACCAAAGAGCUCUCCAAGGAUGUCAGGGACAAGAUUGUAGACCUACACAAGGCUGGAAUAGGCUACAAGACCAUCGCCAAGCAGCUUGGAGAGAAGGUGACAACAGUUGAUGCGAUUAUUCGCAAAUGGAAGAAACACAAAAUAACUGUCAAUCUCCCUCGGCCUGGGGCUCCAUGCAAGAUCUCACCUCGUGGAGUUGCAAUGAUCAUGAGAACGGUGAGGAAUCAGCCCAGAACUACACGGGAGGAUCUUGUCAAUGAUCUCAAGGCAGCUGGGACCAUAGUCACCAAGAAAACAAUUGGUAACACACUACGCCAUGAAGGCCUGAAAUCCUGCAGCGCCCGCAAGGUCCCCCUGCUCAAGAAAGCACAUAUACAGGGCUGUCUGAAGUUUGCCAAUGAACAUCUGAAUGAUUCAGAGGAGAACUGGGUGAAAGUGUUGUGGUCAGAUGAGACCAAAAUCGAGCUCUUUGGCAUCAACUCAACUCGCCGUGUUUGGAGGAGGAAUGCUACCUAUGACCCCAAGAACACCACCCCCACCGUCAAACAUGGAGGUGGAAACAUUAUGCUUUGGGGGUGUUUUUCUGCUAAGGGGACAGGACAACUUCACUGCAUCAAAGGGACGAGGCCAUGUACUGUCAAAUCUUGGGUGAGAACCUCCUUCCCUCAGCCAGGGCAUUGAAAAUGGGUUGUGGAUGGAUAUUCCAGCAUGACAAUGACCCAAAACACACGGCCAAGGCAACAAAUGAGUGGCUCAAGAAUAAGCACAUUAAGGUCCUGGAGUGGCCUAUCCAGUCUCCAGACCUUAAUCCCAUAGAAAAUCUGUGGAGGCAGCUGAAGGUUCGAGUUGCCAAACGUCAGCCUCGAAACCUUAAUGACUUGGAGAAGAUCUGCAAAGAGGAGUGGAACAAAAUCCCUCCUGAGAUGUGUGCAAACCUGGUGGCCAACUACAAGAAACAUAUGACCUCUGUGAUUGCCAACAAGGGUUUUGCCACCAUGUACUGAGUCAUGUUUUGCAGAGGGGUCAAAUACUUAUUUCCCUCAUUAAAAUGCAAAUCAAUUCAUAACAUUUUUGACAUGCGUUUUUCUGGAUUUUUUUGUUGUUAUUCUGUCUCUCACUGUUCAAAUAAACCUACCAUUAAAAUUAUAGACUGAUCAUGUCUUUGUCAGUGGGCAAACUUACAAAAUCAGCAGGGGAUCAAAUACUUUCUUCCCUCACUGUAGGUCUGUUACAGAAAUGACACCCUAUCUGUUACAAAGUUAUGUUACACCAAUUAAACCCUAUCUGUUACAUAGGUAUGUUACACCAAUGACACCCUAUCUGUUACAAUGGUAUGUUACAGCAAUGACACCCUAUCUGUUACAACAAUGACACCUUAUCUGUUACAUGGACCUUUUUCAGCAAUGACACCCUAUCUGUUACAAAGGUAUGUUACAGCAAUGACACCCUAUCUGUUACAAAGGAAUGUUACAGCAAUGAAACCCUUUCUGUUUCAUAGACCUGUUACAGCAAUGGCACCCAAUCUGUUACAUAGGUCUGUUACAGAAAUGACACCCUAUCUGUUACAAAGUUAUGUUACACCAAUUAAACCCUAUCUGUUACAAAGGUAUGUUACAGCAAUGACACCCUAUCUGUUACACAGGACUGUUACAGAAAUAACACCCUAUCUGUUACACAGGCCUGUUACAACAAUGACACCCUAUCUUUUACAUAAGCCUAUUAAAGCAAUGACACCCUAUCUGUUACAUGGGCAUGUUACAGCAAUGACACCCUAUCUGUUCCACAGGUCUGUCACAUUAUGACACCAUAUCUGUUACAAAGGUCUAUUACAGCAAUGACACCCUAUCUGUUCCACAGGUCAGUCACAGCAAUGACACCCUAUCUGUUACACAGGUAUGUUACAUCAAUGACACCCUAUCUGUUACAUGGACCUUUUUCAGCAAUGACACCCUAUCUGUUACAAAGGAAUGUUACAGCAAUGACACCCUAUCUGUUACAAAGGAAUGUUACAGCAAUGACACCCUUUCUGUUUCAUAGACCUGUUACAGCAAUAGCACCCAAUCUGUUACAUAAGUCUGUUACAGAAAUGACACCCUAUCUGUUACAAAGUUAUGUUACACCAAUUAAACCCUAUCUGUUACAAAGGUAUGCUACACCAAUUACACCCUAUCUGUUACAAAGGUAUGUUACACCAAUGACACCCUAUAUGUUACAAAGGUAUGUUACAGCAAUGACACCCUAUAUUUUACAAAGGUAUGUUACAGCAAUGACACCCUAUCUGUUACAAAUGUAUGUUACAUAAAUGACACCCUAUCUGUUACAAACGUAUGUUACAGCAUUGACACCUUAUCUGUUACACACGUCUGUCACUGCAAUGACACCCUAUCUGUUACAUAGGACUGUUACAGCAAUGACACCCUAUCUGUUACAUAGGUGUGGUACAGCAAUGACACCCAAUCUGUUACAUAGGUAUGUUACAGCAAUGACACCCUAUCUGUUACAAAGGAAUGUUACAGCAAUGACACCCUAUCUGUUACAUAGACCUGUUACAGCAAUGGCACCCAAUCUGUUACAUAGGUCUGUUACAGAAAUGACACCCUAUCUGUUACAAAGUUAUGUUACACCAAUUAAACCCUAUCUGUUACAAAGGUAUGUUACACCAAUGACACCCUAUCUGUUACAAUGGUAUGUUACAGCAAUGACACCCUAUCUGUUACACAGGCCUGUUACAACAAUGACACCCUAUCUGUUACAUUGGCAUGUUACAGCAAUGACACCCUAUCUGUUACACAGGUCUGUUACAGCAAUGACACCCUAUCUGUUACACAGGACUGUUACAGAAAUAACACCCUAUCUGUUACACAGGCCUGUUACAACAUGGACACCCUAUCUUUUACAUAA